Molecule: messenger RNA, 1611 nt
Organism: Daphnia pulex (common water flea)
Lineage: Eukaryota; Metazoa; Arthropoda; Branchiopoda; Diplostraca; Daphniidae
Product: alpha-(1,3)-fucosyltransferase C-like
Exons: 3
Coding region: 1-1311 (436 amino acids)
Cellular component (GO): membrane
Molecular function (GO): alpha-(1->3)-fucosyltransferase activity
Source: RefSeq, a predicted model, not a curated record
AUGGAAGUGAUUAAAAAAGUGUCACAACUUGAAUCGAAAAUGUUCAACGUCAAUCGCCGUGCAAUCGCUUCUUUGAUCGCCUUGGUUUUCCUUUUCAUCGAGUGGACAUUUUUUGACGGCCAUCACGUCAGACCGAAUCUUCCAAACCAUUCGACGUUGCAACCAGCACUCUCGAAUCAACAGCAACAACCCCAGCAACUCUAUCACCUGAUUGACAAUUAUUCAAAGGAUCAACUGCCAUUGCCGUUGGCCAAUCAGGACGAUGAACCGCCAAAAUUCAAAAGGAUCCUCUUCUGGAAUACGUUCAAAAAAGAAAAGAAUUACGGGGUGGGGCUCGGUCGGGAUGCCUUGCGCCAAUGGGGCUGUCCCGUUUGGCAGUGCGAAACGUCAGACAACCGGACCGACGUCCAGAAUUACGACGCCAUCGUCUUUCAUCUUCGCACGUGGAACCAAAAAGAUUUACCGAAGCGUCGCUCGCCUCACCAGCGCUACGUUUUCUUUAGUAUCGAGUCGCCGGCCUGGGCCGCCUACAGAGUCGCCCGUAUGGCCAAUUUCUUCAACUGGACCAUGACGUACCGAUGGGACUCGGACAUGAUUUACCCUUACGGCUACAUUGCGCCAACGGGAAACGUCCCCCUUCAUCCCACUCCAAAUCAAAUGAAGAACCUUUUGUUAGCGUCUAAUGACACCACCAAAGUUAAUUACGCCCAGGGAAAAACGAAAAUGGCCGCCUGGUUCGUGUCAAACUGCCAAGCAGUCGUCAGCAGCCGAAACGAAAUGGUCAAAAAACUGCAAAAGUACAUGACAAUCGACGUGUACGGCAACUGCGGGAACAUGACGUGCCCCAAGAAACGUGAUAAUUCGUUCGUGUCGAGCGACGAGUGCCGGGACAUGGUGGCCGACAAUUACAAAUUCUAUUUCGCCCUGGAGAAUUCCCUCUGCCGCCAUUACGUCACCGAAAAAUUUUUCGACAACAUGCGCCGCCCGAUCCUGCCCGUCGUUUUCGGCCUCCACGACGACCACGAAAAACUGGCACCGCCGCAUUCCUUCAUCAACGCCGCCAAAUUCAAAUCAAUGAAAGCCCUGGCCGAUUAUUUGAUCCUCCUGGACAAGAACGACACGCUGUACAACGAGUACUUUUGGUGGAAGCCUCACUUCCGGGUGCGGGACAGCCAGCGGGACAAGAACCUGGGCAUGUGCCACCUGUGCGCCGCCCUCCACGACUCAACUCGCCCACCCCAAAUCUAUGCCGAUUUAACCGACUGGUGGGAAACCAAAUCCGAUUGCGUUUUCUCGCCCGCCAUCUUGUGAUAUACCCUUGCUCGACGUGCUGGGAUCACCUAUUAUGAUCCUAAUAACUCCCUUCAACAAGAGACUUGUUCUGUUAAUAAAUUCAGCUGUCGAUAUAAAUACGAAGAAAAAGUGGCUUCAAUGUUUUAAGUUAUCGAGUUGGAACGAAAGUCUAAACGAGGAAGUUACUCUUCUAAAAAACAAAAUAAAUCUAGUUGCACUUUACUUGGAAUUAACUCAUGGCCCAUGAGUAAUAACCCAAUACCGUUGAUUGUUUAUAUUACCCACUAGCAAAGUUGUGAAAUACAAAACUGAGCCUGA